CCCCUCAGUUCCCAAGGCUCGGUUUUGAGUCGACUCGAUCGUCCCCCCUCAGUUCCCCUUGCUUCUCCCCCCUCUUUGCCAAAGCCAACUACAAGGGCAGUUCGGUCUUCUUCACCAUCUCUCCUGCGCACGAGAAGGCGUUCUGCAGCAUCGCCCACCUGCAGACCAGACCUCCCCCUGGUACCCGAUUCCAGUGAUGAGCAAAGCGCUGGUAACCGUGCGGGACUACUUCGCCAAAGCGAACUACAAGGGCACAGCGGUUUUCUUCACCUUCUCUCCAGUGCACGAGAAGGCGUUCUGCAACGUUGCUCGACCAUUCGACACGAACGUUAACUCGGACAAGACGCUCAUGAGCUUCAUACUCCCAGCCAUGAAGAAACAAGUGACAGUGAUGAAGCGGUCUACAAUGCGCGUGGCAGAGGUCACCUACAUGAGCGCCAUGAGGCCCGACGCCCACCUGGGGCUGAACGGGCGGGACUGCAGCCACUGGUGCCUGCCGGGAGUGCCUGACGCCUGGUCCGAUGUUCUGUACAACAUCUUGAUGGGAGUGAGGAGGAACUUUACAUGAGAAGCUUCAGCUGAGAACGAGGGGGAAAGGUAGGAAGCGGGGCUGCAGCCACUGGUGCCUGCCAGGUGUGCCUGAUGCAUCGGUACAACAUCUUGAUGAGGGGUAGGAGGAACUUCACAAGAAGGAAGGGGAGAGGAGGAAAGGGGUGGGAGACUGCACCCACUAGUGCCUGCAGGGUGCACCUAGCACUUGCUCCAGCGGGCUCUAUACAACAGAGUCCAGCUUGGAGGUAUUCCAGAUUGGAACUCUAUACACGGAAGCAACAGAUAGCAGCAGGCAGUUGUGCUGGUCAUGCGAGGGCAGAGCACUGGAGCCGGGUUUCCCAAUGAUGUCUAUAUAAUGCACAGGUUUAUCCUAAGCUUUGAGGUUGGCUGGAAAGCUUGGUGGAAUCCAUAGUCCGUGAUGCAUCAUUCACAGUGGUUGAUAGUACAGUGAUUCCGUCUUGUUUCUUUUCUUUCUGGUACAUAAUAAAGAUCCUGCUUGCAU
Molecule: messenger RNA, 1054 nt
Organism: Closterium sp. NIES-67
Lineage: Eukaryota; Viridiplantae; Streptophyta; Zygnematophyceae; Desmidiales; Closteriaceae
Source: the annotation of a GenBank genome assembly